Molecule: messenger RNA, 2010 nt
Organism: Acanthamoeba castellanii str. Neff
Lineage: Eukaryota; Discosea; Longamoebia; Acanthamoebidae
Product: MYND finger domain containing protein
Exons: 12
Coding region: 1-2010 (669 amino acids)
Biological process (GO): regulation of transcription by RNA polymerase II
Cellular component (GO): nucleus
Molecular function (GO): DNA-binding transcription factor activity, RNA polymerase II-specific
Source: RefSeq, a predicted model, not a curated record
AUGAGUACAAGCGGGAAAGGGAAAACUCUCCUCUUCGAACAUCUGCCCUACAUUCGCUUUGGGGGCAGCAUCCAGGGCGUGCUGUUCCUCGUAUUCGCGAAUGGAGAGGCCUACUUCUACCCUCUCAACGACAAGACGAAGGGCGAUUCGCCCAACUCAGCGAAAAUGAUCACCCUUGAGCAGUCAGGCCGCAAAUUCGUCAGACAAGCUGACGCGCGCUCAGAUGCCUCGAAGCCGGCCAGAGGGAACGACAAGUACUUCGUGUACGAUGUGGCGCUCAAUCUGAGCCCCGAGUUCAAGGUCUUCACCUUUGCCUUCCCUCACGGCAAGGGCAGCGCCGCAUCUUCUUCUUCCUCCUCCUCUGGUGGUAAAGGCGCCGGAAAGGCGGGAGGGCGAGGAGCCAGCAGCGAUCUGGCGAGGCAACCGCCCAGAAAGAUCCUUCUCAGCCCCAACAAGCGCCUUCUCCUGAUGCACGGCGCGCUGCACAAGGGACAGAACAGCCUCCUCGUUUACCAGAUCAUGGAGGACACUCCGCCGUACUUUCGUCUCAUCUUUUACGAUAUGAGCUUCACCUUCCUCGACGCCUGCUUUUCGCCCGACUCGAAGAGUCUGGUCACCAUCCCCAGCCGCUACCCGUGCUUCAUCUUCCUCCUCAACCUCAACUUUGUUCUGGGCAGAGUGCGGAACCAGCACGCCAGCAGCUCUGCUGCCGCACAGGCUAGAGCCACGACCGAGGCCACCCAAGGAAAUGGCACCAUCGACAUUGCCUCAUCGUUCGCUUUUGACGCAGCUGCCGAGAGCGAUACGGUAACCAUGAAGAAGAUCUCCUUCGACCCCCGCGUUGUGGGGCCGCUGGCCAUUAUCGGCCCGGCCACCGGCGCUUUUGACCAACCGUUGAAGAUGGCGCACAUCAGCUCAUCCAACAACAUUCGAGCUGCACCGGUCAACCCGAAGCCAUUCCAUUUCGUGACAUGGAACGACGAAGGCACGGGCGAGUAUUGCCUGUGGACCAUCAUCGCCAAUCGCAAGGAGAAGGAGACCAUCCAGUUCGAGUGGUAUCCACGGUUGCUUUACCCAAAGAUCCGAGACAGCGCGUGGUUGGAGGACUCGCACACGCCCAAGAACUUUAUUCUGGAUAUCCAGUUUUCGACCAAGGAAGGCGGCAAGCUACUGAUUCUCUUACGAAGGGAGAACUACGGCAAGCCCUCUCUCAACGGCAUCGGCAUUCAGAUGGUCAAGUUGUCUUCCAAGCGGCCCAUGGGCGAGGAACCAGCCGACAAGCUCACGAAGAAGAUCUGCUGGUACCAGUGCACCGAGUCGCUAGACCGAAAGGACGUGUUGGCUCUGAAGUGGACAAACACGCUCUUAUUGGGAAACAACAACUCUGGCGCCAUCGUGAUUGAGGGCAAGGGUCUGUUCGAGCUGGUCGACUACUACUUUGCAUCUUCCUUCCAGACCUUGUAUGACGAGUUUGUGCAUAACGUGUGCAACUUCAUCCAAGUCGGGCGCUACCACCGAUUCUGGACCGAUGUGGACGGCAAGCUGAACGUGAUGGUCGUCACGCCACAGCAGACCUCCAUUCAUCCAGAGUGGCGAGAGCUGUUUGACCAGUCCUCCCAGGCCAUCCAGCAGCAGUUCCUCAACAUGCGACAUCUCGGCAGGCGCAUCGGCUACUUCAUCACCGAUAUCCGAAAAGAGGACACCGGUGACGACUUGGAGAAGAUCCAUGCUAGAGAGCGCGGUACCAAGGGCAAGGCUAUCGUAGACAAGCCUGGCACCACGGGCAACGGAGAAGAAGCAGCCUCCUCUUCCGGUAGCGGUAACAUCGACGCGUUCUUCGGCAUGCAUCUGUACCGCUGCUGGAACUGCAAGCGAACGCUGCUCAAACCUCUUCAGUGCUCGCGCUGCCAGUCCGUUGUCUACUGCAGCCGCACCUGCCAGCGAGAUGACUGGGCGAAGCACAAGGUCGCGUGCGACCAGACUUGUCCCACCUACAAAGUCGUCAAGUGA